AUGGCUUUGGUAGCGUAUUCCGACUCAGAGGGCUCUGACGCUGAGCCAGACACCAACCCAGCUCCCGUGGUCGAAAAGCCCAAGAAGUCCGACACUGGCGCUGGCUUUCAGAUCGAUCGCAGCAACCCGCGCAAGAUCCGCGUCGCACUCCCGGAGCUCAAGCCCGAACACCCUACAGACCAGGAUGCCGAUGGCCCUGCGCGAAAAAAAGCUCGAUUAGGUGCAGGAUCAGGCGGGGCGUUUUCAGGAUUCAACUCCUUUUUGCCUGCUCCGAAACGUACUGCGGAGAAGAAGGGUCCUGUCGCCACAACACGCAAAAUAUUCAGCCUGAAGACUGGCGCCACCCCAGGUUUUGACCGGGAAGCCGAUGCCGAAUUUAAAUACGACCUUGCAUCAAAUACUACUGCUGAUGCGGAUGGCGCAGGUGAAGACAUUCCAACACCCGGCAGUCUGGGGCAAACCGCAACCGACACAGACUCGGGAGCGUUUCAAAAGACGGAGAUUGGAGAGGUUAAGCUGCAGGGUAAUCCCAUGAUGUUCAGACCAUUAUCUGUGGGACGGAACCAGAAGAAGAAGAAGACCACCAAGGCAGCAUCGUCUGCCCCAACACCGACACCAGCCAACCCACAACCUACAGAGAAGCCUGCCACGGCUGCCCCUCCGCCACCGAAACCCAAAGUCAGCCUUUUCUCCUUAUCAUCGGAAGAAUCCUCAUCUCGAGCAGAACUGCAGCCAGCCGCAGUGGGUACCUACGAGCCUUUGGUAUACACCACCGAAGCUGAGGCCGGGCCAGCCCCCGCCCCAGAAUCAGCACAGGACGUUCCAUAUUCCAAUCCUACCACAGCACCAUCGCACUCGCUAGACAACAUCGCCAAUGAUCUGAACUUAUCCAAAGGAGAACGACGCCAGCUCUUUGGCCGGAAUGCGCCGCCUAUGGACUCCCGUAUUCUCACAUUCAACACGGAUAAAGAGUAUGCCCAUAACCAGGCCCUGGCAGCCACGGAGUUGGCUGGUACACAGCACCAACCGGUUCGUACCAUCAACACAGCUGGAAAGCACAGUUUGCAGCAGUUGGUCAAUGCGGCAACUUCUCAGAAAGAGGCCUUGGAGGAGAACUUUGCUACUGGAAAGAGGAACAAGAAGGAGGCUGGGUCGAAGUACGGUUGGUAG
Molecule: messenger RNA, 1170 nt
Organism: Penicillium pulvis
Lineage: Eukaryota; Fungi; Ascomycota; Eurotiomycetes; Eurotiales; Aspergillaceae
Product: PRCC domain-containing protein
Exons: 1
Coding region: 1-1170 (389 amino acids)
Cellular component (GO): nucleus
Source: RefSeq, a predicted model, not a curated record